Molecule: messenger RNA, 1152 nt
Organism: Lodderomyces pseudojiufengensis
Lineage: Eukaryota; Fungi; Ascomycota; Pichiomycetes; Serinales; Debaryomycetaceae
Exons: 1
Coding region: 1-1152 (383 amino acids)
Source: RefSeq, a predicted model, not a curated record
AUGAUGGCUCAUGAAUUACCAAUACCAAUUAAAGUACAUACUAAUGAAUUAAACGAUACAUUUAAUAAUACAUCUAAUAAUACUCAAAAGAAUUCAAAGAAAAAUGAUAAGAUACAUAUUGAUCAAGAUGAUGAAAUAAGGUUAUUACCUAGUGGAAUGCCUGUAAAUUUUGGACAUAAUAAGAAUCAAACUUCUAAAAAAUUAAAAACUUCAAUAAAAUUAUCUUCAUUACCUUCUUUACCUAGUGGCGAGAAACCUGAUUUUUAUAAUGAUAAUAAUAAUAAAAAAGAAAAUAGAAGGAAAUCGAAUAAAAAUAGAGAGGAGGAAUCAAACAAAUCAAGUAACAAGUCAAAAUCAACAAAUAACCUGACAACAAAAGAGAACAAGAAAAAAUCAAACACCUCAAGACAAUCAAAAACAGAUGUUGAACAAAGUUUACCAAAUGGUCAAAAACCAAAUUUUGGAAAUAAGCUCAAUAACGAAGAUCAAUCCAAAUUAAAGAAAUUAACAAAAUUUGAUAAAACAGCUGUUGCAGUAACAUUAAAAGAUGAUUCAUAUGCUGGUUCAUCGUUUCAUUCUUCACCAGCUGCUUUAGCUUUACCAAAACCAAAAUUUAAAUCAUCACCAAAACAAAUUAUUGAAAAAAAUAAUAAUUUAAAUGAUGAAUUAAAUGAUUUAUCAAAUAAAUUUUCUUCAAUUUCAACAAGUAGUGAUGAUACAUCAAGUACAAGUUCUCAACAAACUACUCCUCCAAAGAAUUUAACUAAUUUAUCAUCAAAUAAUAUGAUAUUACCUCAACAAUUUCAAAAUCCAAUGUAUCAACAUCAAUCUUUACCAAUGCCACCUCAAUCAAAUCCAAAUAAUAUACCAUAUCCUUAUUAUAUGCCAUCUACAGGAUCAAACAUUCCAUCAACCAUUCCAAUGCAAUUUAAUCAACCUCCACCUCCUCCUCCACCUUCAUUUCCACCACAACCACAUAAUAAUAUACCUCAUUAUAAUCAUUAUCCACAAUAUCCACAAUAUCCUCAAUUUCCAACAUAUCCUCAAUUUCCAACAUAUCCUCAAUUUACUCAACCAGGGCAUGCGCAAGGUCCUCCAAGUCAAUUUCAACAAAUUUUAAACUCACAACAAAAACAACAAUCACAACAAUAG